UGGAGACCAGCCCUUUAUCUCCUCCUGUUUCACAUCUUUCAGGUGCUUGUUCCUUGCCCCAAAGGGAAACACACCAGUGAGAUCAGGAUUCGCUCUGAAUCCACAUCAGAUGUCACAACAGGAGUGAAUUGGGCAGUCAUAGGGCUCAUCUGGCUUCACGUUGUUCCAUAGCGGCGAACAGCAGAGGCUAACAGCGGGAGUUUGCCUGGGAGCUGUCCGAGAGGAGGUACGCUAAGUGCUGCAUUAGGGGGGCUGUGUUGGUGAGUAUCUGAGUGCCUGCUGCUGGGACAGUUGGUCAGUUUGACCGUGUGCUUGAUUCCUUGCUUGCUUGUUUGUUUGAAAAGUGUGAAUUGGGAGUGCUUUGUUCCAGGUGGGCCUUGAGUGGGCCUGACUGGUAUAUAAGGGCAGUCAGCAGCGAACCAGCUGAGCGGCGAACAGCAGAGGCUAACAGAGGGAGUUCGCUUGGGGAGAGCGCACUGAGGCUUUCAUCUGCAGGUUUCUCCGAGUAGUUCCUGCAACUGUUGAGGAAGCUCCUAAGAGGACGGUGAUAUGGAAGGUGAGCGAUCAGCUGUUGUAACCUGCACAGGUUGUGCCAUGUUUGUCUUUCUUCCACAGGACAGAAGCGACUUUGUCUGUACAAAGUGCAAGCUGGUCUCCAUGUUGGAAGAGAAGGUUCGAGGGCUGGAGAAACGAGUGUCGACUCUGCGUUGCAUAAGGGAAAAUGAAGAUUUCCUGGACAGACGUCAGGAGAUGCUUCUACGGCCACAAUGUUCUGAAGAUUCAGAGCAGGCGCAGCAGGGACAGAAGGAUUGUGAGGAGGUUUGGCAGCAUGUGACCUCCAGAAGGAGAAAGAGGAGCGUCCAUGCACCAGCAAUGGAGAUACAGGUGAGGAAUCGUUUCCAUGUUCUCUCUACAGGUACUAAUGCGGAGAGUGGACUAGAUGACCCAUCUGAGGGAAGAGAGCAGAAGGAGACUCCACCGAUUGGAAGGCAAAAGAUGCACUGUCCUAGGGAUGGGGGUUCCACGACCACCACUCCCAAGAGGAGGAGGAGGGUGGUGGUGGUCGGGGACUCCCUCCUCAGGGGGACUGAGUCAUCUAUCUGCCGCCCCGACCAGGAAAACCGAGAGGUCUGCUGCUUGCCAGGAGCUAGGAUACACGAUGUGACAGAGAGACUGCCGAGACUCAUCAAGCCCUCGGAUCGCUACCCCUUCCUGCUUCUCCACGUGGGCACCAAUGAUACUGCCAAGAAUGACCUUGAGCGGAUCACUGCAGACUACGUGGCUCUGGGAAGAAGGAUAAAGGAGUUUGAGGCGCAAGUGGUGUUCUCGUCCAUCCUCCCUGUGCAAGGAAAAGGCCGGGGUAGAGACCGUCGAAUCGUGGAAGUCAACGAAUGGCUACGCAGGUGGUGUCAGAGAGAAGGCUUUCGAUUCUUCGACCAUGGGAUGGUGUUCCAAGAAGAAGGAGUGCUAGGCAGAGACGGGCUCCACCUAACGAAGAGAGGGAAGAGCAUCUUCGCCAGCAGGCUGGCUAACCUAGUGAGGAGGGCUUUAAACUAGGUUCACCGGGGGAAGGAGACCAAAGCCCUGAGGUCAGCUCCCAGAUUGCUGCACUGGGCAGUACAGCCUGGGGAGAAGGUGACCAACCCUCUGUGGAGAAAGAAGUGGUUCGGGACUAUUUAGAAAAACUGGACGUGCACAAGUCCAUGGGGCCGGAUGCGCUGC
Molecule: messenger RNA, 1722 nt
Organism: Malaclemys terrapin pileata
Lineage: Eukaryota; Metazoa; Chordata; Testudines; Emydidae
Exons: 2
Coding region: 550-1557 (335 amino acids)
Source: RefSeq, a predicted model, not a curated record